AUGCCCAAAUUCUUCCACUGGAUUCGUGGAAGACUGUUUCUGCUCCUGGAUCAUCUGAUCCAGGUACAAGAGCUAUACAGAGGUGGUCAUUCAUCAGCAAUCUCUAGCAUGGUUGCACUGAACGCGUCGCAAUUAGUGUUGCGUAUUUCUGAAGAUGAAAAGUUACAGAAAAUAUACAGAGAUAUGUACACUAAGGAGGUUUAGAAAAAUGGAAUAUGAAUCAGAGAAAGUGACUAAGAGGAAAAAAUUGUCACAACAAAAUGAUGUUUCAUUCAAUCCUUUCGUCGGUUUCAUCCCUUUACUCUUUUGUCCUGGUGGAUAGUGAAGCUUUAGAAGAUUUGCAAGAGUCAGCAUCAUUUCUGAAAUUUUUCGGAACAGUUCUUUGA
Heterotrigona itama is the source of this 386-nucleotide messenger RNA. The record is from the annotation of a GenBank genome assembly. NCBI's taxonomy places the organism in Eukaryota, Metazoa, Arthropoda, Insecta, Hymenoptera, Apidae.